GUGAUGGCUGGUGGCUCUACGAAUGGUGGUGGCUUUGCUUCUUCAGUUUGUUUACCCUUAUGUACUGGCUCUCUACUCGACUACUUAUGGUGGACUUGGUGGUGGAUCUCAUUGCUCUAUAUGUAAAUUGUAAGUUUCCAAAAGAUUGAAAAAAAAAUAAAAUUGCACGCCAAAAAUGCAAAGCGCGGCCUUCCCUACCCUUUCCUGUUCCUUAUUUUUCUAUUGUUUUUGUCUUGUUCGUUCUUUUUCAUUUUUCUA
This is a messenger RNA of Meloidogyne enterolobii, 258 nucleotides long. The record is from the annotation of a GenBank genome assembly. NCBI's taxonomy places the organism in Eukaryota, Metazoa, Nematoda, Chromadorea, Rhabditida, Meloidogynidae.